AAAAGCCCAUUAAUAAAUUGGACACAGCUAUGUGAAUCAUUUUGUGAAUCAUUUUGUCCAAACUCCAAAAUCAUAAAUAAACAUAGGAUUUGUGUUAGAACAAAGCCUUGUUCUCUCUUCUACCGUCGUUUUGUAUUUGUUGCUUAUUGGUUUCACUCACUUCACCAAAGCCCUCCGUAGACUUUGAAUAUGGAAAAUCUCUGCCCCAUUGCCGACUAAAGUGCAAACUUUGCAUCUCUUUUUCGUCGAAGGAGGCGCAACUAAAACCUUCAACCCUCGACCAAUAUGAAAUCGUGUCUGUAACGCUGCCCAUUUCAACUACCUCCACAAGCUUCGUUUUUUUCUUUUCCAAUCGCAGUUUUUGGGUGAUAAAAUAGUGGGAGAAUCGAGGAAUUGAAAGUUGGGGGUGGAAUCAAUUGAUGGGUCUCGUUUCGAAUCAACGAGGCUCGAGAACAGAGACGAAAACCCAUGAGGGUUUACCAGUUUCCGUUUCGCCAGUAGGUGGUGCAGCGCUUGCGAAGAAGAAAUGGUCGAGCUUGUUGCCUUUAUGUGUGGCUCUUGUGGUUAUUGCAGAGAUCGGGUUUUUGGGGAAGUUGGAUAUGGCGAAGAAUGCAGCUAUGGUGGCUGACUUGUUCUAUGGGUCUCGCGUGGUUGGUGAUAGUGGUGAUUUGGGGUUAGAGAUGGUGGUUGGUGAUAGAAAUUUGGAAUCAAGGAAUGAAAGCUGUGAAGAAUGGUUGGAGAGAGAGGAUGCUGUUACAUAUUUAAGGGACUUUGUUAAGGAACCUGUUUUUGUUUCUGGUGCUGAACAGGAGUGGACGUCAUGUGCAGUGGGAUGUAAGUUUGGGUUAAAUGGGAACCAGAGACCUGAUGCUACAUUUGGUUUACCUCAACAAGCUGGAACGGAAAGUGUUCUACGAUCAAUGGAAUCUGCACACUACUAUCCAGAGAACAAUCUUGCCAUGGCACGACGGAAGGGAUAUAACAUUGUAAUGACAACUAGUCUAUCAUCUGAUGUUCCUGUUGGAUAUUUUUCCUGGGCCGAGUAUAACAUCAUGGCACCGGUAAAGCCAAAAACUGAAAAAGCUCUUGCAGCUGCGUUCAUUUCCAACUGCGGUGCUCGGAAUUUCCGGUUGCAAGCUCUUGAGGCCCUUGAAAGAACAAACAUCUCCAUUGACUCUUACGGUGGUUGUCAUAGGAACCAUGAUGGAAGAGCAGUGAACAAAGUGGAAACUCUGAAGCACUACAAAUUUAGCUUAGCGUUUGAAAAUUCUAACGAGGAGGAUUAUGUUACUGAAAAAUUCUUCCAAUCCCUUGUGGCUGGAACUAUCCCUGUGGUUGUUGGUGCUCCAAAUAUUCAAGAUUUUGCUCCUUCUCCUGGUUCAGUUUUACAUAUUAAAGAGCUAAAGGAUGCCGAGUCCAUUGCCAAGACCAUGAGAUACUUAUCAGAAAACCCGGAAGCAUAUAAUCAAUCAAUUAGGUGGAAGAUUGACGGCCCAUCUGAUUCCUUCAAGGCCCUUGUGGAUAUGGCAGCUGUACAUUCAUCUUGCCGCCUUUGCAUUCACUUGGCCACAUCGAGUAGAGAGAAGGAAGAAAAAAGCCCGGCCCUCAAGAAACGCCCUUGCAAGUGCACUCGAGGGUCAGAAACUGUAUAUCAUAUCUAUGUGAGAGAAAGGGGGAGAUUUGAGAUGGAGUCCAUUUACUUGAGAUCCGGCAAUUUAACUCUGGAGGCCUUAAAGUCUGCUGUUCUUGCGAAAUUCACAUCCCUGAAUCAUGUUCCUGUAUGGAAGUCUGAAAGACCGGAAGUUCUAAAAGGUGGCGAUGAAUUAAAGAUUUACAGAAUACACCCUGCGGGUUUGACACAAAGGCAGGCUCUUUAUACGUUCGCGUUCGAUGGGGAUGUUGAUUUCAGGGGUCACUUGGAAAGCAAUCCUUGUGCCAAGUUUGAAGUCAUUUUUGUGUAGCAUGUGAUGAUGGUAACAUCCCUGCAAUUUACAUGAUCAUGUAACAGAACUUUGACUUAACUGAGGGAUACAGUUUUAGGCCAGCUCAUUGGGGAUUUACAUGCAGAAAAAAUAUAUGACUUCAACCAUAUUCAAACCCCUUUUUUGUAAGAUAAAUGAAAAUCCAUAUUGAAUGUUGA
This is a messenger RNA of Lathyrus oleraceus (garden pea), 2140 nucleotides long. RefSeq names its product glycoprotein 3-alpha-L-fucosyltransferase A. The record is from RefSeq and is a predicted model, not a curated record. The transcript is spliced from 7 exons. The coding region runs from base 420 to 1961 and encodes 513 amino acids. Gene Ontology annotation, molecular function: fucosyltransferase activity. Gene Ontology annotation, cellular component: membrane. Lineage: Eukaryota; Viridiplantae; Streptophyta; Magnoliopsida; Fabales; Fabaceae.